Drosophila busckii is the source of this 1506-nucleotide messenger RNA. RefSeq names its product putative inorganic phosphate cotransporter. Bases 46 to 1488 code for a protein of 480 amino acids. The record is from RefSeq and is a predicted model, not a curated record. Gene Ontology annotation, molecular function: transmembrane transporter activity. Lineage: Eukaryota; Metazoa; Arthropoda; Insecta; Diptera; Drosophilidae. Gene Ontology annotation, biological process: transmembrane transport; monoatomic anion transport. The transcript has 3 exons.
GUUAGAAUAUUUAAUCAUUGAAAACUAUGCGUAAAUAUAAAUAAAAUGCUGGAGCAACAAUUACGUAAGGUCUUCGACUAUCUGCAGGUGCGGCAACGUCACGUAGUUUGCUACUUUAGCAUGUUGGCCAUAAUAAAUGCGUAUACGAUACGACUCUGCUUGGACUUUACACUCAAUCGCAUAAUGCAGGAGGGCAAACGAUCUGGCAUUAAAACGAAGUCAAAGAUAAGCAAAGCUAAGCUGGCACUGCCAACCAAGCGGCCACGUUUAAAACGUCAACGUGCUGGUCAAGCUGCAGCUGGCUUCAAGCUAGCGACGCCGCAUAUAUCAGCCGCCAAUACGGCGGAUUUGUGGAGCAAUCAGGUGCCAGUGCUGGUGAAUGUUUUCUUUUAUGCCGGCUAUAUGCUCACCCAUGUGCCAGGCGGGCGUUUAUCGGAGCGUUAUGGCGGCAAAUGGAUUCUGGGUGCGGCUAUACUCUGCUCUGCUGUCUUGACGUUGCUGACGCCUUCAAUAGUGCGUUGUGGCGGACCGUGGGCGCUGAUCGUGCUGCGGCUGUGCAUAGGUCUGGCGGAGGGUCCAGCGGUGCCGGCGGUUAGCGUUUUGCUGGCUCAAUGGGUGCCCGAACAGGAGCGUGGCUUGCUUUGUAGCUCUGUCUUGAGUGGCGGUGAGAUUGGCAUUAUGUUUGUGCAUUUGGUAAGCGGACUCGCUUUAAGAGAUCAGGAUUGGGCGUUGGCUUUCUAUGUCAUAGGUACGGGCGCCUUGCUCUGGUUUGUUGGCUUUGUCUGCGUUUGCUACAGCAAUCCGGCUGACUCGCCUUUUAUCAAAAGCGAGGAGCGUGAAUACAUCAAGCAGAGAGUUAGCGCUACGCUUGUAACUGAAACGCCCAACGAUUCAGUGCCCUGGAGCAGCAUGCUACAAAAUGCGCCAGUUUGGGCUAUGAUUGCCGCCAGCAUGCAGCACGAUUGGAAUCAACUGGAGCUGACGCAUGAGCUGCAGGAGCUGUUGCAGCAACUCAAGUCUGUAGAUCGCACGCUUUGGCAGGAUUUGUCCAGCAGCAUUUUGAUAACAGCGCCACAUUUUUGCAGCUGGCUGGCAUCGCUUAGCUCCGGCGUGCUAAGUGAUUAUCUCAUAGCCGAAGGCAUUUUGAGUCGCACACAGACGCGUCAACUCAUGUCUUGGCUGGUCUUCUUCAGCGUCUCCAUGUACAUGGUGUACUCCAAGGAGUAUUGGGCACGCAGUUGGAGCAUCAUGGCUUUUGGAGCCUACUAUGCAGGCAUCAAGCUGCUGCCGCUGGACAUGAGUCCCAACUAUGCGGGCACGCUCAUGGGCAUUUCAAAUGGCUUGGGAGCAGUGCCGGGCUUGGUUAUGCCACUGCUGCAGCAGCUGGAGGCACAGUAUGCCGUUGUGGGCAGCAUACGAGCAGCGCUUUGGCUGCUCUGCGCCAGCUACAUAUCCGCUGAUGUGCAGGCUUAUAAUCAACAGGCUUGAGCCUCAAAUAAAAUUUGA